AUGGCCGCCCGCGGUUCGUUUGUGCUGGACAUGGUCCGGCCGCUGGCUGCGCUGAUGCCGGCGGUGCGGCGCGCGGACAGAGCGGUUCCGUUCCACCGGCGCAUGCUCUACGCGGGGCUGUCCGUGUCCGUCUUCAUGGUGUGCAGCCACCUGCCGCUCUACGGCGUCCGCUACGCGGCCUCCGGCGCGGACCCCCUGUACUGGCUGCGCUCCAUCCUCGCCUCCAACCGCGGCACGCUCAUGGAGUUCGGCGUCGGCCCCGUCGUCACGGCCGGAACGGUGAUGCAGCUCCUCACCGCCUCCAAGCUGAUCCGCGUCGACAAAAGCGUCCGCCGGGACCGCGACCUCGUGGACGGCGCGCGGAAGGUGCUCGCCGUGACCAUCGCGCUCGGGGAGGCCGCCGCCUACGUCCUGCUCGGGAUGUACGGGCCCGUCGGCGCCCUCAACGGCGCGCUCAUCGUCCUCCAGCUCUUCUCCGCUAGCGUCCUCGUCGUCUUCCUCGACGAGCUCUUGGACAAGGGGUACGGCCUGCAGGGGUGCUCCGCCGUCUCCCUGCUCUCCGCCACUAACACCUGCGGGAAGGUGUUCUGGCAGGCGUUUAGCCCCGUGACCGUGAACACCGGACGGGGCCCGGAGUUCGAGGGCAUCGUCCUCGCCGUCAUCCACCAGGCCGUCGUCCGGGCCGGCAACACCCGCGCGCUCGUCGCCACCAUGCUCCGCCGCCACCUCCCGAACGUGACCAACCUGCUGGCCACCUGCCUCGUCCUGCUCACGGCGAUCUACCUCGAGGGCAUCCGGAUGCUGCUGCCGCUGCAGUCGAGGGAGAGGCGUGGGCGGAGGGUCACCUUCCCGAUCAAGCUUCUCUACACCUCGACCACGCCCAUCUUCCUCUACUCCGCCAUGGUGUCGGUCCUCUACAUGGUGUCGCAGCUGCUCCACUACAGCCGCUUCGGCGGUGGCGUGCUCGGCCGUCUGCUCGGUGUGUGGAAGGAGGCCAGCUACGCCGCCGUCCCGGUCGGCGGCCUCGCCUAUUACGUCACGCCGCCGUCCAGUGUGGCCGCCGACCCGCUCCACGCGCUCAUCUACACCGUGCUGCUGCUCGCAUCGUGCGCGCUGCUGUCUCAGUUUUGGGUGGUCACCUCGGGGUCGUCGGCGAGGGACGUCGCGAGGCAGCUCGCGGACCAGCGCCUGGCCAUGCCUGGAAGGCGUGAUGGUGCAACCUACGAGCAGCUCAAGUGUGGGGGAUAG
Sorghum bicolor (sorghum) is the source of this 1248-nucleotide messenger RNA. RefSeq names its product protein transport protein Sec61 subunit alpha. Gene Ontology annotation, cellular component: membrane; Sec61 translocon complex. Gene Ontology annotation, biological process: post-translational protein targeting to membrane, translocation; SRP-dependent cotranslational protein targeting to membrane, translocation. NCBI's taxonomy places the organism in Eukaryota, Viridiplantae, Streptophyta, Magnoliopsida, Poales, Poaceae. The record is from RefSeq and is a predicted model, not a curated record. Gene Ontology annotation, molecular function: transmembrane protein transporter activity; ribosome binding; signal sequence receptor activity. The coding region runs from base 1 to 1248 and encodes 415 amino acids. The transcript has a single exon.